AUGUCGAGCCGAGGCUCCGCUAAAUAUCGGUUCAACUAUGGACGUGGCGGCACGUCUCGGAAUUCUAUUACAAACACCAAGAGAGAUCGUUCGCCUUCGCCUGAUGUUGAUGAGUUGCCACUAGGUGACCUUGUUGUCGAGCUCCACCCUGCCGACAUUUCGCCGUCGGAUGGCCUCACACAUAUCUCAAAUUACAAAUGCAUAGCAUCUUACAACUGGCUCGACAGCAGCGAGCCUGUUAUUCUUGUCCCAGGUUCUCCUGCGAUUUGGUCCCCUCCAGCUCAUCGUCGAAAGCUUGAACCAGACAAAGGCGAAGUGUUCAUUGACCAAAAUGCUGCGCGUUACGGGUCGUUCCCGUUGGAGCCAAUGUUUCGUGCUAUAUACGAGGUGCAUCCCGAGCUCGACUUGGAGGACGUUGAUGUUGUCAUUUGCAGGAAUACUAUGGGCAAACUCUUUGAAUUUGUCACGACAAACUCAAGGCGCUUUGAGAUUGACGUCGAGAUCAUCGGGGACAAGGCCGUGUUCAUCAGGAAAGAAAGGAAGGCCACGGAGUUCAUCGAUGAAUUUCGAGGAUUCGGGCACACCUUCCCAGAAGAAUAUACAAGGUGGGAUAGUGCGGUCAAAGGAUCGAGUUCUCAUCACCGAAUAGCCGAGUAUGAGUUCGCUGGUUUGAAGUAUCUUCUUCGGUUCGAGAGUGACGGCUGUCUCGCGGAGACUGUCGGCGGACUCGACAAAGCUUCUUCAUGGCGACAAGGAAAUAUGGCCGGUCUCGCCAAUACCACGACUUUGCUGAGCUCCGGUAACUUGACCACAAUUGGCGAAAAGCGGCCCAUGGCGGGCCAUGGGCUCACUGUUCGUAAAGGAGGCAGUGAAAGUGAUCAAGAAGCCAUAAUCGAAAUCAAAACUCGGGCUGCUCACAAAGUUCUGGACAUGGAAAGCGUGCUACCUCGGCUGUGGAUGUCCCAGACACCAAACUUGAUUGCUGCUUAUCAUAAAGGUGGCCGAUUCGAUGAUGUGCAGAUUCUUGAUGUGCGCAAAAACCUGGGGAAGUGGGAGGAGCGGAAUUCCGUGAACCUGCGAAAGCUGGAUGCCCUCACACGACGGAUCAUCGACACCGCUCAGCAUUCAACCACGAGGAAAUGCCGGGUCAAGCGAACAGCUAGCGGAGUGUUGGAGAUACGGGAGCUCAAGUCCAGUCACCAAAGCGCUCUACCUGACGACCUACGCCACAAGUUGAAGAAGAAAGAUCUUGAGGGGGAGAACGAUCUUUGA
Molecule: messenger RNA, 1272 nt
Organism: Letharia lupina
Lineage: Eukaryota; Fungi; Ascomycota; Lecanoromycetes; Lecanorales; Parmeliaceae
Exons: 2
Coding region: 1-1272 (423 amino acids)
Source: RefSeq, a predicted model, not a curated record